Molecule: messenger RNA, 552 nt
Organism: Propithecus coquereli (Coquerel's sifaka)
Lineage: Eukaryota; Metazoa; Chordata; Mammalia; Primates; Indriidae
Gene: TRIM40
Product: tripartite motif containing 40
Exons: 5
Coding region: 1-552 (183 amino acids)
Source: RefSeq, a predicted model, not a curated record
AUGCCGACCCAGCUUGCCAGUUCUUCCGCGAGACCCGAGCGACUCAGCCACCGGGGCAGGAAGCUCAGAAAGGACAUGGCAGAGCUUUGUGGGCCCAAGGCUCAGGAGGAGGAGAAACUGCAGGCCCUGCAGUUCCAGGUAGACCGCGGGAACCACAAGCUGGAGGCUGAGCUGGAGAGCCAGCACCAAACCAGGGGACGGCUGGGUGCCCUCCCUCAGCAGCGGCUGGACCAGUCGGAGGACGUGCCAGCAGAGGUGGUCAGAAUCCUUGAGGUCUCCAGGGCAGCAGCACAGCUCAGCAGCCUGGUCACCGACCUGGAAAGGACAGCCAAGGAGCCAGACGCCCGCACACUGCAGAACGCCAGCGACGUCCUGAGCAGGGGUGCUCCACAGAAAUUAGACGUUCUGUAUCCCGAGCUGGAGAAAAGAGUCAGUGAAUCACUUCUCCAGCCACCCCCAGCAGCUCUGACCUGUUCACGCCUGGGCCACCUCAUUUCAGGCUCAGCUCGGCCUCCUCCCUCUCCUUCCUCCAACCUGUCCAGCCCCCAUUAG